This is a messenger RNA of Oncorhynchus nerka (sockeye salmon), 5988 nucleotides long. Its product is annotated as complement C3-like. The record is from RefSeq and is a predicted model, not a curated record. Gene Ontology annotation, cellular component: extracellular region. The transcript has 44 exons. The coding region runs from base 67 to 5352 and encodes 1761 amino acids. Lineage: Eukaryota; Metazoa; Chordata; Actinopteri; Salmoniformes; Salmonidae. Gene Ontology annotation, molecular function: protein binding; endopeptidase inhibitor activity.
UGUUGUCUCUGUGUGAAAGAGUUCUGUCCCCAGUGUGGUGAGAGUUUAGUUCCAUACACUGUCAGAAUGGCAGGGGGAACACUGCUCAACAUUUUGUUGCUUUGUGUUUUCUGUAGCUGUUGCGCCCAAAUAUUCAACAACCCAAACCGAGAACGGAUGCGACCAUGGGAUCGCCGCCGAUUUGAACCAAUGGACCUUGACAUGUAUUUUGAUCUUCAUGAUAGAAGAAAUACAAAAGACCACACCAGUCUGGAACCAAGGUUCAUCCUCCUAGCCCCUAACAUUCUGAGAACAGACAGUGAGGAGUCAAUCUAUUUAGAAUCCCAUGGCCUUAACAGCCCUGUCACCGUCACCAUAACAGUCCAUAACUACCCGGAGAGGAGGUACCAGCUCCUGCAGGACACCGUCACACUCGGCCCGGCGAACAGCUACCACACCCUCAAGAUCAUAAAGCUCCCCUCAGAGCGUCUGGACAAGGGGAACGAGGAGUCCUCCAGGAACCAGUAUGUGUAUGUGAAAGCAGAGUUUGGGGGCUACCACGAAGCUGAACAGGUUGUUAUGGUCUCCUUCCACUCUGGAUACAUCUUCAUCCAGACAGACAAGCCCCUCUACAAACCUGGAGACACUGUACUCUGCAGGGCCUUUGUGUCUACACCUUCCUUCCAGGCCUUCAACAGCUCCAUCACCAUUGAAUUCCAGAAUUCAGAUGGCGUCGUAGUGAAACAGACCUCCAGGACCAGAGCUAACAAUGGAAUCUUUGCUGAUACUCACGUUCUACCUGACAUAGUCAAUGAGGGAACGUGGAAGAUCAUUGCAAAAUUUGACAACUGGCAACAGAACAAGUUCAGUAGUGAGUUUGAGGUGAAGAAAUACGUGCUGCCUGCUUUCAAUGUCACACUGACUCCCAAGAAACCCUUCCUCCGUCUGGAUGAUACUGAGCUGGUGGUGGAGAUCACAGCCAGCUACCUGUAUGGUGAAGCUGUCCAGGGAACGGCCUACGUGAUGUUUGGGGUGGAGGUGAACAAGGAGAAGAGGAGGUUACCAUCGAUCAAGCAGGUCACCAAUCUGCAGCAUGGCACCGCUACAUUGACCAUGGCGGAGAUCAGGAAGGCCUACCCCGACCUCAGCUCCCUGGUUGGAAGCUCUAUUUACGUCAAGGCCUCAGUGCUGACCAAAUCAGGCAGUGACCUGGUGGAGGCAGAGAAGUCUGGUAUUAAGAUAGUGAAGUCCCCUUACGUCCUCUCCUUCAUAGAAACACCAAAGUACUACAAGCCUGGCUUGCCCUUUGACGUCAUGAUCCAGGUGAGUUUCCAGGAUGGUUCCCCGGCUCAUAACGUCCCGGUCCAGGUGAGCCUCCUGGCCAACCCAAUCACCAGCCACCGUGGCACUAUCAGGACCGCCAUCAGCAUGCCUGCUGAGCUAGGCCCUCAGAUCAUCACUGCUGAGACCAAACAGACGGGCCUACAGCCAGAGCAGCAGGCCAGACAGCAGAUGACCCUUCACCCCUACACACCCUUUGACCGACAGAGACAGAACUACCUGUAUAUCUCCACUGGGACCACCACAGUCUCUCUGGGGCAGAGCCUUGGCCUCAGUCUACACAUCAACACUGCCGACAAGGCCCACAGGGAACUCAUCACUCACCUCACAUACCUGGUGUUGAACAAGGGCAAAAUCAUCGUUGCCAAGAGACUAGAGGUCGGAGGUCAGGACAUGACCAACGUUCUGUUGACCGUUACCAAGGAGAUGAUGCCCUCAUUUCGCAUUGUGGCAUUCUACAUGCUGCCGUGGGCGGGGACUUCGGAGGUGGUGGCUGAUUCUGUGUGGGUGGAUGUGGAGGAUGCCUGUGUUGGGGCGUUGAGUGUUGGUCCAGCUGGCUCCAGGCCCUUAGAGUACUACCACCCAGGGAGAGGGUUCAACUUCCAGGUGAGAGGAGACCCAGGAGCCAUGGUCAGUCUGGUGGUGGUGGACAACGCUGUGUUCCUGCUCAACAGACAGAGGCUCACACAGAGGAAGAUCUGGCAGGUGGUGGAAGGGGGGGACAUAGGCUGUACCCACGGUGGGGGCAGCAACAGCAUGGGUGUCUUCACUGACGCUGGACUACUGUUUUACUCCAACACUGGUGGAGCCACCUCUUCUAGACAAGGCAUGCAGUGCCCAGGGAGGUCCAGAAGGAGGCGCUCUGCUGAGAUGUUGCAACGCAGAACUCUACUGGAGAACCACUACAGAGAGAAGCUGUUGCGUCAGUGUUGUAAGGAUGGCCUGAGAGAGAUCCCCAUGCCUUACUCCUGCACCCGACGCUCCCUCUACAUCACUGAGGGAUGGGAAUGCAUCAAGGCCUUCAGGUACUGUUGCUCCAAGUACAGGGGAGAGGAGUUUGACACCAGACUACCCCCUACCACCACCAUACCCCCUACCACCACCAUACCGCCUACCACCACCAUACCGCCUACCACCCCAGCUCUACUCAGGCUGACCCUGGACAGACGCAUUUUCCCCCAGAUGCAUAGUGAAAUAAGUUAUAUGCAGGAAUCCAAACCUCUCAUGGAUGAAGAGAGAGUGUAUUUUGCUAAGGAAGUGGAGGAGGAGGAGGAAGAGGAGGAUGACUUUAUGGAGGAGAGUGAGGUGAUAGUAAGGUCUAAGUUCUAUGAGUCAUGGCUGUGGAAAGACCUGCCGCUGCCCAGUGUGCCUGAGGACAGCAGAGACGGGUUGGCAACGCUGCAUGUGGAAUCCAUCUUCCCAGACACUAUCACCCAGUGGGGGGUACUAGCCAUCAGCUCCUCACCUGUAACAGGUUUCUGCGUAGCCGAGCCAUGGAACGUGCGUGCGUGGAAGCGUUUCUUCGUGGACCUGAAGCUGCCGUACUCAGUGGCGAGGAACGAACACGUGGAGAUCAAAGCUGUGCUCCAUAACUAUGGCGACGAGGACAUGGAGGUUAAGGUGGUGCUACUAAAGACAGAGGACAUGUGCAGUGUGGCGUUCAAUGAGAAACACACCCAGGAGGUGACGUUGAAGGGCAGCUCGUCCCUGGUGGUUCCCUACACCAUCAUACCGCUCAAGGCCGGAGAGAUGCUACUGGAGGUCCUUGCCAUGGCCAAAGGGUUUAUGGGUAGCGACGGAGUCAAGAAGAUGCUACGCGUUGUGGUGGAAGGAGUGCAGAAGACUAAAGUGCAGAGUUUUGUAUUGAAUCCUUCUGCCAAGGGAGGGAAUGAUGGGAGGCAGGUAGUGGAGGUGAACAAAGUGGAGCUGGGCUCCCUGGUUCCAAACUCUCAACCAGAGACAUUCAUCAACAUCAGGGGUAACCUGUUGGCUGAUACCAUAGACAACAGUAUCAGCGGUGACUCUCUGGCCUCUUUGAUCCGUAUGCCUGGUGGCUGUGUGGAACAGAACCUAGCCAGCAUCACCCUGCCUCUUAUAGCCACUGUCUACCUGGACCAUUCCAACGACUGGGAGGCUGUAGGGGUGCAACGCAGGGUGGAGGCCAUGAACUACAUACAGAAAGGCUACCAGAAGCAGCUGGUGUAUAAGAAGAAAGAUGACUCUUACCCCCCCUACAGGAAUGAAGGCACAAGCACAUGGAUCACAGCGUAUGUAGUGAAGGUGUUCUCUAUGGCUCGUCAGCUGAUAGGAGUGAGUGAACAGGACGUGUGUGGUCCUCUCCUCUACCUGCUCAACAACAAACAGCAGAUCACUGGAUCUUUCAGAGAGGACAACCCUGUCUACACUACUACUAUGACAGGUGGAGUACAAGGUGCAGAGUCUCAGUCCACUCUGACAGCCUUUGUCCUGAUAGCCAUGACUGAAGCCACCAAGGGUACAGAACUCAACUGCAAUGGAGCUGGCCACACCAUCAAGAAUGGGAUCCAGAAUGCUGCCAACUAUCUGAGGAGCACGUAUGGUAGUCUGAAGAGGCCCUACUCUCUGGCCAUCUCUGCCUACGCUCUGUCUCUGGUUGACGAGACACCUUCACUGUUCUUAAAAACCCUGCUACUCAAAGCUGCCUCUCCAGACGGUACCCAUUGGCCAGACAGUGAAAACCGCCUGUUCACUCUGGAAGCGACGGGCUACGCCCUGCUAGCCCUGGUGAAGAGUCAUCACAUGACUGAAGCCGCCGCACCUUUCCAGUGGCUCAAUGAGCAGCGCCGCAGGGGCGGGGGCUAUGGAUCCACCCAGCCCACCAUGGUUGUUCUGCAGGGUCUGUCUGGGUACCUGAUAAAGAAACCUCCCAAUGACCUGAGUCUCCAGGUGGACCUGAGCAUCCAGGGCCGCAGCGACCAGCGCUACCACUUUGACCCCAGGACCUCCUACGUGGCACGCUCCUCCAGGGCUCCUAUAGACCAGGGAUUCAGAGUGGAGGCCAAAGGGAAGGGACAAGGUAUACUAGAGGUGGUGACCUACUACAACGAGCUCCCUGAGGUGCAUGAGAAGAGCAGCUGCAAGAACUUUGAUUUGGACGUGACCAUCGCAGAAUCUAGUGAAAAGCCUCCACCAGAUGCAGAGAAGUCCUACAGGAUCACUAUUAAUGUCAGGGCACUGGGACUAAGGGAGGUCAGGAUGGUUGUUUUGGACAUCAGUCUUCCUACUGGGUUCGUCCCAGAGAAUGAAGAUCUGGAGAUGCUGACCAACUCAGUGGACCGUUACAUCAACAACUUCCAGAUAGUGGACAACCUGAGUGACAGAGGCUCCCUCAUCAUCCACCUCUUCAAGGUGUCCAACAAGGAGACUGAGACCAUCAUCUUCCGACUGCAGCAGACGUUCAAAGUGGGACUCCUCCAACCUUCAUCUGUCACUGUCUAUGAGUACUACAACCCAGACCACCGCUGCAGUCGCUUCUACAGCCCCAAAGAGGACAAGGACGAACUCUCACAGAUCUGCAGGAACAAUAUAUGUCGCUGUACACAGGGUGAUUGCUGUGUGUCUAAGUCCCUAACCGAUCCAGUCCCCUAUGGAGCACGAGAGGACCACGCAUGCAAAGGAUUAUACCACGUGUACAAGGCCAAGGUCCUGAGUGUCAGCCAGAGUCAGUAUGACAGAUAUGAGAUGAAGAUCACACGGGUUAUAAAAAUAGGAGUGGAGGAGGGGGUCAGUGUGGGUGACACUAAGGUCUUCCUGUCCCAUGCUGGCUGUAGAGGAGGUCUGGACCUGAAGGAGGGUACAGACUACCUCAUCAUGGGGCCAAAAACUGACCUCUGGUCCAAGGACAGCUCCACCAACAGUGCCACAUACAUGCUGGGCAAGGAUGCCUGGGUAGAGCGUUGGCCCACCUCAACAGAGUGUGCUAGUGAUGCCAGGUGCACAGAGCUGGACAACUUCAGCAAGGACCUCUCAGAGAAGGGAUGUCGGUUUAAAUAGACUCACUCACUCACACUUUGCCUAUGAGCUGCCAUGUAGCUUUACACCUCUGGAUGCACUGGUUCAGCAGAAACUGUCACCAUUUGAGCCAUGCAGUUGACAUAUACUGCUCUGUUGUAUAAUCACCAUGGUAACCAUUAAAGGAAAAUGGACAUUAGAAUUAGAAAGCGUAAAAACAUGACAGACUGGUGUUAAGCCUGGGUGGGUCUAGGAUUGUGUUACUGGGAGCUCAGUGAUUCGUCACAGCCAGGGCUACUUGAUAUGGCAUACAAUCACAACACACACACUCACACGAUGGGAACUCGCUCAGGUGGCACUCGGUGCAGUGGAAUAUUGUCUCACUACUGUGUAGAAUGCAUUAGUGUUCCUGGAUGUUCCACAUAGAGAGAAUAACAGAAUACAGAACACCAGGGAGAUUCUCAGUACAAUAACAGAAUACAGAACACCAGGGAGAUUAUCAGUACAAAUACUGUAUUGAGUUUUGAAUUAUUCACAGCCUUCUCUUUCUCAUACAGUUUGAUUACUUGCCCGUGUUGUAGAUUGCAGUACUUUAUUCCCAUCGUUGCCACAGAUUUGCAAACAUAAUGAUCAACCCAUAUUCUGCUCUAUGAAAAUAAAUUGAUGUGUUGUGGUUGG